Messenger RNA from Drosophila takahashii, 2002 nucleotides. RefSeq names its product diuretic hormone 44 (gene Dh44). The record is from RefSeq and is a predicted model, not a curated record. Lineage: Eukaryota; Metazoa; Arthropoda; Insecta; Diptera; Drosophilidae. Gene Ontology annotation, cellular component: extracellular region. Gene Ontology annotation, molecular function: hormone activity.
CCUGUUGCGUUCGAGAUUCGAUGCUGGGAAAAACAGCAGGAGCGCCAUCAGAAAAAUCAAAAUCACAAAAGCCAGCAACAGUUUCACAUUCCGAUUUCGAUUCCGAAUCAGUUAACUUUCCGCGGCGCGACGUGUGAAUACAUAAAAUAAAUUACAAGAAAAGAUAAAUAAGCCACAAAAACCGAGGCUCAGAUUCCGCACAAACAGAAAGUAACAAACACCCACACGCGAAAUAUCUCGAUCGUCAUAAAUCAAUCCGUCGAGUGUGCUUUCAGAUCCACCGAAAUUAGAGGCAAUUACCACUGAUAAGAAUGAUGAAAGCCACAGCGUGGUUUUGUCCGGUGUUAUUAACUUUACUGUGUGCCACAAGGCUCGUCUGCACGGCCCAAAGGGGAGGAGGAGGAGGAGCGGGAUCAGGACUGGGAUCGGGAGCAGAGGUCGGCGGAAGCGGCCGCACAAACGGAUAUCCUCUGGACUACCCCGAUGCACGGAACACACAGGAUGACUUUCUGCUGGCCAAGAGAAACAAACCGUCGCUGUCCAUUGUCAAUCCCCUGGAUGUGCUGCGUCAGCGGCUCCUCCUGGAAAUCGCACGCAGGCAAAUGAAGGAGAACUCGCGCCAGGUUGAACUGAACCGCGCCAUCCUGAAGAACGUGGGCAAACGAGUCCUGCUGCGAGGAGCAGGAUCGCCAAAGGUGAGCAGGCGCUACCGCCAGCAGUGGCCAGUCGAGCGGGAACUGGAGCGGGAUGGAGUGCCUGUGCCCGAGGAGCAGCUGGACCGUCAACAGCUGCUGCCCUGGAAGCAUUUCCCCAGCCAACUGUGGAGCUACGGAUGGUCCCAGUCGCCCUACCCUUAUCCCGCAUCGUCACAGUUUGCGGAUUCCCUGCAAUCAACAUCGAGUCGACCACUCGCAGGUCAGAAGGCAGCCGCAGCUGCUCAGCAGUUGCUCAGCUAUGCGAAGAAAUCUCUGGACGUGGCCGGAAUGGGUCUGGCCAGGCAUCGGGUCAACGGAAAUGAAGCUAACGAAACAAAUCAUGAACACGAGAAUGGGAAUGGGAAUGGUUAUGGGAAUGCGAAUGCGAAUGGGAUUGUGAAUGAGAAUGAAACUGAAAAUGACGACGGCAAUGGGGCCAGUAAAAACCCGGCGAGAUAUGUGGAUGACGAUGAGGAAAACUACAAUGACGUGGGACCAGAGGGAGUGGGAGUGGGUAUGGGAUUGGGCUUGGGUCUGGAGAGGUUCGAUGCGUUCGAGGACAAGCCCAACUGGGCCAACGAGGAGGAACUGGUGACUUCUGGCGGCGGCUUGGGAGUGGGAAGCCGAGGAGUGGCAAAUGGCAAUGCAAAUGACCGACUGCCCUGGUCCUUCCCCUACCGCUUUCACAAAAGCCAGCAUAAUGUUAAUUAAGUAAGUGAGGAUUGAGAUGCAAGUAUACAGAUACGGAUACAUAUAUAGAUAAAGCUACUGAUACAGAUACAGAUAUAUAAUACCGAUACGGAUACAAUACGAUAGGGGCACUCGACAGCUUGGUGGUGCUAGAUGCUAGCUGCUAGAGGCUAGCUGCUAGAGGCUAAAUGGUUAUUAAUGCAAAUCGACGGUUCCUAAUGGCUGGCUACAAGGCAGGCAUGUUGUGUGUGCACAUACUCCCUUGAUGACAAAUGACAAAGACAAACUUACUCCCACGUUGCUAGAUGUAUUCGCAUUUGAACUCUAUUUUAUCGAAAAUAACCAACGGUGUAUGUAACGAUUUAUGCUACCUCUCUCGCAGAUACUGUUGAAAAUAAAGCCCCCGAUUAAUGUCAAACAUACCCACUUUACUAGAUCGAAAACGAAACUUUUACUAAUACACCGAAGCUAUGGCGAACAAACAAUUCUAAGGAUUAUAAACGUAAAUGCAUGCGUAAUUGAUAGUGAUCUAUGUGUAAUUUUAAUAAUUGUUUUUAACGAUUAAAGUUAAUUAAUCAAUCGCAUGCAGUAUUGACCUGUCGAAUCAGAUUUCACGU